Molecule: messenger RNA, 1953 nt
Organism: Synchiropus splendidus (mandarinfish)
Lineage: Eukaryota; Metazoa; Chordata; Actinopteri; Syngnathiformes; Callionymidae
Gene: foxb1a
Product: forkhead box B1a
Exons: 1
Coding region: 205-1137 (310 amino acids)
Biological process (GO): anatomical structure morphogenesis; cell differentiation; regulation of transcription by RNA polymerase II
Molecular function (GO): RNA polymerase II cis-regulatory region sequence-specific DNA binding; DNA-binding transcription factor activity, RNA polymerase II-specific
Source: RefSeq, a predicted model, not a curated record
UCAGAUGGUUAGAGGAAGGCCAUGGAGGCAUCCACUUAGUCGCUCCCACGUCAAACGACCAGCUCUGCCAGUCGGACCAGCUGACUUUUACUUUCACUCAAUGCGCACCGGAGACGCGACAUCCUGGCUGCUUUUACGCGCGAGAUCCCACUUUUACGCACCGAGGAUUUAAUAACUCGUCUGUUUUAAAGAGUUUCUUGAAGGAUGCCUCGUCCGGGGAGAAACACAUACAGUGACCAAAAGCCUCCGUACUCCUACAUCUCUCUGACCGCCAUGGCGAUCCAGAGCUGCCCGGAGAAGAUGCUUCCUCUCAGCGAGAUCUACAAGUUCAUCAUGGACCGCUUCCCUUACUAUCGAGAAAACACGCAGCGCUGGCAGAACUCUCUCAGACACAACCUGUCCUUCAACGACUGCUUCAUCAAGAUCCCACGACGUCCUGACCAGCCAGGUAAGGGCAGCUUCUGGGCUCUGCACCCCAGCUGUGGCGACAUGUUCGAGAACGGAAGUUUCCUACGGCGCCGCAAACGCUUCAAAGUUCUGGGCGCGUCCGAUCACUUGGCACCGAGUAAACAAUCGGAGGCGGCCCAUUAUCUCCAGCAGCAGGCCAAGUUGAGGUUGAGCGCACUGGCCGCCACCGGGACCCACCUGCCCCAGAUGUCCACCUACAACCUCGGCGUGACGCAGACGUCCACGUUCAAGCACCCGUUCGCCAUCGAGAACAUCAUCGCCAGAGAGUACAAGGUCCCCGGCAGCUUGGCGUUCUCCACCAUGCAGUCCAUGUCCGCCGGGUACCCGCUCCACAACCAGCUGACCACCGCCUGGCCGCACAUGUACAACAGCAGCGUCAUCGACACCGCGGCCCCCAUCACCAUGGGCAGCGACUACAGCGCGUACGGGGUCCCCAUCAAGUCUCUGUGCCACGGUGGACAGUCUUUACCUGCCAUCCCGGUGCCCAUCAAACCCACCCCGACUUCCAUGACCGGGUUCUCGGCGCUUCCUCCGCACAUCCCCGCGUUCCUCUCCAACUCCCCGCAGUCCCUGAGCCCCACGUCCCCCCAGACCAGCCAAAGCAGCCCCGCCACCCCUAGCGAGACUCUCACCAGCCCCUCUACGCUGCAGUCCGUGGCCGUGCACUGACCCAACAAGUGGACCCUCUAUUACCAAAAAAGUUUAUAUUUUGUGUCGUCGGAAACUAUCAAGGCGAGUUCCAUGUCGGUGUGUGUGAGUGUGUGUUUGAAUGUAGCACAGAAUCUGCAAAUAUAAAUUAUUUGAUAGAUAUAUUUUUCAGUUCGUUGUCAAAUGUCUGAGGGGUGUUUUUGUUUUGGCCACAUCUGUAUCAACAUCUCAGCUCAGUAUUCUCGUUUUUCAUUUCUGGUGUGACGAAAACCAAAAUAGCAGUAGGUGUGUUGAAGUAACCUUUCAAAAACUCUGUAAAAAAACCGUCCUCAACGUGCCAAGAUUGUGAAUAUUGUCAAAUGCACUUUUUAAGAACAAAAUUGUUCUGUGAAUUUAAUUUAAAAAAUACUGGAGAUCACGUGAACAACUCCUCCUGUACAUUUGUACUUUUUUAAGGUAAAGCAUGCGUUCUUAAAAAAAAAAAGAAAUAUUUGUGUUGUCGCUGUUCUUGUCGUUCCUUUUUGUUUAUUUUUGUAAAGCAUGCGUACUUUCUGAAGUGUGCAAACCGUCUGCGAUUUAAUUGGGAAAAAUGGUCAUCGAAAUAUUUUCUCAUUAAAAGUGAUAAUAAACAAUCAGUGCUUCUGAAAAUUCACUCGUUAAACGUUUAUUUUACUUUUCUAUUUAUUUAUUUUUCAUGAUUUUUAAUAUGACAGCAGCUCCUUUUCUUUCCAGAUCUCACCCUGUAUAAUGUUUAUGUGAUCGUUAUUAAAUGUAUAUAUACAUGCUAAUAUCGUGUCAACAUUUAACAGCAACACGAUGACAAGUAUUUAAAUUUUU